AUGCAUUCUCCUCGUCGACUCGACAGCUCGUCGACGGCGCUUCUCCCGGCGUUGCGCUGCGGGGUCCUUGGGAUCCUGGCGCUUCCCGCGCUUAGCCAUGGUGGUCGACUUGCCGUGGGAGGCACUUUGGGNACUACGGCCCUCAGAAGACCCAGGACCGCGAAUCUCUUGUCUUCCUGGGAUGCAUUCUCCUCGUCGACUCGACAGCUCGUCGACGGCGCUUCUCCCGGCGUUGCGCUGCGGGGUCCUUGGGAUCCUGGCGCUUCCCGCGCUUAGCCAUGGUGGUCGACUUGCCGUGGGAGGCACUUUGGGGUGUUGUGGGUGUUGUCUAGGUGUGGUGUGAUGAAGGCAGCACGCGUGACCGGUGUCUGCAUCGGCUGCCCGGAAGAAGCGGGGCAUUUUUCCCCGGAACCGUGAAAGGAGCAAGCCCCAAAAAAUCCCGGCUCUCUGGUUUCACGUUUUCGGGGGAAAAGGCCCCCAUACAAAUGUAGUCGUAUUCUAUAUGUAUUCAAGAAAAACGGUUCAGUGAAAUGUGCCGACGAGAACGUGCAAAGAUGUCACCAUGCACAACAUACUACUGCUGCCGUUCACCUGUCGCCGUCCUUCCACGUCUACCUGUCCAUGACACAUGCUGCCACUUGAUGCGGCAACAUCUGGGAACAGCACGGACACAGGGAGUAUCCCCGUACCCUUACGCACAACCUCUCAUUCCUCCCUUGUCGAACACAAAUGAUGCAACAUGCAUGAAAUGAUGAACUCUGUCUAUACUUACAAGUAUGGUCCACGCUGCCUACAAAUGGGAGAGGUAGCCAUACCUCCUGCCUACACACGGACGAGAGAGGUGAACACACCCACUGCAUUUAACACACACCCACAUGUCGGUUAUGAAACCUCAUCAACCACACGCCUCUAUCGGCGACCACGUCAUCAGGAGGCAAUGAUGAGAAAUGUUCUCCCGUGCCCUUCUCACAUUUAACGACAUGAAAUUCCACAACAUAGCAUAUAUGAGACACACAAGACAGCUACCAAACUGAUCUUUUGAGCCUGUCAACCGAGAGUUGUCCCUAUAUGCUGACUAGGAAAUCGUAGACAUACAGGUAGUUUUCUCUGACCCUAUGAUUCCAUUGUUAAUCUGUCUCUUGACUCUUUUCUAUAAUAGAGAUGGCACAUCAGCCGCACAUACUCCGCACAUACGCAUACAAAACUGAGAAUAUGUUUGUAAACUGAUGGAGAUUGCAUGUCCUACAACGAACAGGGUGCGACACACAAAACGCCCGACUACCCAACAGUACCCAACACCUUUCGUCUGCACCUUCCCAACAUAACAUAUAUGAGACACACAAGACAGCUACCAAACUGAUUUGUUGAGCCUGUUACCCACAGGGAAGAUGUCCCUAUAUGCU
Ectocarpus sp. CCAP 1310/34 is the source of this 1403-nucleotide messenger RNA. Lineage: Eukaryota; Phaeophyceae; Ectocarpales; Ectocarpaceae. The record is from the annotation of a GenBank genome assembly.